Molecule: messenger RNA, 4349 nt
Organism: Solea senegalensis (Senegalese sole)
Lineage: Eukaryota; Metazoa; Chordata; Actinopteri; Pleuronectiformes; Soleidae
Gene: ehd3
Product: EH-domain containing 3
Exons: 8
Coding region: 765-2372 (535 amino acids)
Biological process (GO): endocytosis; endosomal transport
Cellular component (GO): cytoplasm; plasma membrane
Molecular function (GO): calcium ion binding; protein binding; GTP binding
Source: RefSeq, a predicted model, not a curated record
UUUCCUUCGACUCGGCAUUUAAAUGGAGCUGCAGUGCAUCAGCUGCUCGUACAUUCACCGCUACGCUGUGGCAGACAUUAACUCGUAACGCAUUUCAAAACAGGUUUCUCUUCAUUUUAACAGCGGCAGGUAUAUAAGAGUUGGACCUUGAGUUGUGUUUUGUUGGCAGAAGAGCGGGAGCAGCUGAACAAUAAGGGCGGCUGUGCUCUGACAGCAGCUCGGUGCAUCAUUUUUGGGAUUCCUCCGCUUGCUCUUGGACGAAAUUGAAUAGCGGUAACGUGAUGCUGUGCAUGAACAGAAUGAUUUAGGUGUUUUAUUUUUUUUCUGCGCUGUUUGUUUAUUUAAAGAUUGUUGGGAAACAUAUCCAAACUCAGUGAGUGCAGUGUUGUUUCGGCCCAGGAGAACAAGUGGCCUGGACAUGAAAGGGCUGAUGAUCAGAUUUAAAUUGAGAGUCUAGCAGAGAUAAAAAUAUUACAAAAUCAUAACUGGACUGAAUAUAAUUUAAAGGACUAACAUUUGUAUUAUAACCAACAACCAGUUGGCCAAUCGGUGUUAGUUACAAUAACAUUUCUCCCUCUGCUACUAUUCUAUUUAUUUUUUAUGACUAAAAAAGCCUUUUAAAAGAUAUUUUUUUGUCUUUUUCGUGGGCAAAUAUCCAAUACAUCAAAGACAUUUCACAUUUAUUAACUACAACGACACAUUCAUAACAACAAACAGCAUUCUUGACCAUAUUGGAGGUUUUACUACUCCAACAAUAAGCAAACAUGUUCAGUUGGCUUGGAACCGAUGACAGAAGGAAGAAGGAGCCAGAAGUGUUUCAGACUGUCAGCGAUGGAUUGAAGAAGCUCUACAAAACCAAAUUGCUGCCUCUGGAGGAAAGCUACAAGUUUCACGAGUUCCACUCCCCGGCUCUGGAGGAUGCUGACUUUGAAAACAAGCCCAUGGUCUUACUGGUGGGACAGUACUCCACUGGAAAGACAAGCUUCAUACGAUACCUGUUGGAGCAGGACUUUCCUGGGAUGCGGAUCGGCCCUGAACCCACCACGGAUUCCUUCAUCGCCGUGAUGCACGGCGACACUGAGGGAGUCAUUCCCGGGAACGCUUUGGUGGUUGACCCAAAGAAGCCCUUCAGAAAGCUGAACGCAUUUGGAAACGCAUUCCUUAACAGGUUUGUGUGUGCUCAGCUGCCGAACCCAGUGCUGGAAAGCAUCAGUGUGAUCGACACACCGGGGAUUCUGUCUGGAGAGAAACAGAGAAUCAGUCGAGGUUAUGACUUUGCAGCGGUCCUGGAGUGGUUUGCGGAGCGAGUGGACCGGAUCAUAUUACUCUUUGACGCCCACAAACUGGACAUCUCUGAUGAGUUCUCAGAGGUGAUAAAGGCCCUGAAGAACCAUGAAGACAAGAUCAGGGUUGUGCUGAACAAAGCGGACCAGAUAGAGACUCAGCAGCUGAUGAGAGUCUACGGAGCGCUGAUGUGGUCACUAGGGAAGAUAGUCAACACGCCGGAGGUGAUCCGUGUCUACAUCGGUUCAUUUUGGUCCCACCCGCUGUUAAUCCCUGACAGCAGGAAGCUGUUUGAAGCAGAGGAGCAGGACCUUUUCAAGGACAUUCAGUCUUUACCGAGAAACGCGGCGCUCAGAAAACUCAACGAUCUGAUCAAGAGGGCGAGACUAGCCAAGGUUCACGCUUACAUCAUCAGCUCACUGAAGAAAGAGAUGCCCUCUGUGUUUGGUAAAGAGAACAAGAAGAAGGAGCUGAUCAACAGUCUGGGAGAUAUCUAUAAGCGCAUCGAACGAGAGCAUCAAAUAUCACCUGGAGAUUUCCCGAAUUUGAAGAAGAUGCAGGACCAACUCCAGGCUCAAGAUCUAAACAAAUUCCAGCCUUUGAAACCCAAACUCCUGGAGGCAGUUGAUGACAUGUUAGCCCACGACAUUGCUGGCUUAAUGGUCUUGGUCCGUCAAGAAGAAACCCAGCGUCCUAAUCCAGUUGUGAAAGGGGGUGCGUUCGAUGGCACUUUGAACGGCCCGUUUGGCCACGGAUACGGCGAAGGAGCCGGCGAGGGGAUCGAUGAAGCCGAGUGGGUUGUCGCUCGCGACAAACCGGCCUACGAUGAGAUCUUCUACACGCUAUCGCCCGUCAACGGAAAAGUGACGGGAGCCAACGCCAAGAGGGAGAUGGUGAAGUCGAAACUGCCCAACACGGUGCUGGGAAAGGUCUGGAAGCUGGCAGAUAUCGAUAAGGACGGGAUGCUGGAUGAUGAGGAGUUUGCGCUGGCCAAUCAUCUGAUAAAAGUCAAACUGGAAGGACAUGAACUGCCAUCAGAGCUGCCUGCACACCUGGUUCCUCCGUCUAAGAGGAAAUUACCUGAAUAAAUGUAAAAUCAACUCCCUGCUCCAAAACCUGUAAGUAGAGCCCUAACCCCCAUCUCGAGAGAAAAUGAUUCCCAAUAUAACAGGAAGAGGAAGCUUAUACUUAUAACUCGACUUCAUUUUCCAACCGCCAACCUGCCCUGUUCACACCUGCAGCCUUUCCUUACCUUCAACAGACAGAUGAGUUAGUUCAAUUCAGAUCCUAAUGAAAUGUGAGCAAAUUAGCUGCAAACCUUUGUAGGAUUUCAUGUUUAACAAAACUCCAUUUGAGUCAUUGUCAUAUCUUGUAAUAACAUUUUAAUUUUUGUUUGAAUCCAGGUAGAAAAACUGGAUCUGGAUCAGUUUUAAAAGCAGAGUCCCCCUCAUUUAGUAAAAGGUGAGAUACAGGAGUUGUUAGGUCGCCCAGGAGAUUAAAGAUGUUGGCACAGUUGAUACAGUGAGUACUAAAGGAAAGACUAAACCAAGAAACACUGGAAGAGCAAAAAAUAUAUAUAAUUUGGUCUUAACUACUGGAAGAAAAAGGGGGGAGAUGCAACAAUGUAAAGACAAAAAAGGAGGAUAGAAAGUUUGGAGGGAAGUCUUAUUUUGAGAUAAUUUAACAUGCAAAUAUUCAGUCUAUAGAAGACAUUACAGCAUUAUUACCUGUGAUCGUCUCAUUGAGCUGAGCCAUUUUUAUUUCAAGGUCAUGCAUUAUUUUUGGUCUCCCAGCACAGCAAAGGAGUCUGGCUUUUGUUUCAUACAGACAAAGAUUUCCUGUCAAACUGCAUGAGAGUAGACACACAAACACACACACACACACAAACACACACAAACACACACAAACACACAGUAAAUGAACCAAGUCAGACUUAGCAUUUUGACAUUGACAGAGUGCAGCCCUGUUGUGUUAACAACAAAUAAAAUGGCCUGGAAUCAACAACUCACUACUUCUAAUACGUCGAUGUGAGUGUCUGUGUGGGGGGGGGGGCGGAGCUUAUGACUUAAGACUUUAAGACAGACUUUCACGAUGGAGGCGGAUAUGUGUUUCUCUCAAGGGAAAUGAGAGGAGACAAGAGGGUUUUUUUAAAUUGUUGUGAAUCUCAUUAACAUGUCUGAUGAUACUGUGACUGUAAUAUGGAACCAUUGUGUGCGUGAUUGUUUGGACACGUCUGUGCGCCCACAUUCCCAGGAUAAAUGUAUACAUGUAAGGACGUUGAAUGUUCAUGGUUCCUCGUGGGCACAUCCGGACUUUUCUCUGUCAGUGUUAUCAUUUGUAAUGUAUGUGUAUUCAGUCUUAAUCAUCACACAGGCUACUGAGUUGGGAUUAUUCCAGUGGGUUAUUCAUUGAUUAUUAACUAUAGCUCACUAACCUGACACCAAAUUUUACAAUUUUAAAAGUGUUUUCUUGUUGUUAUUGUUGUUGUUGGAGAAGAGGAAACAAAUUGGCUUUUAAUUCCAUGUAAUUAAAUUGUACACAUGUAGUACAUGCAGUUUUACCAUGUGUGAGCUGUGUUACUGUGGUGUUAUGCCAGUAUAUGCAUACAUUAUAUUUGUAUAUUUCACAUUAGGAACAUAGAUUUAAUUAAAAAUUGAUACCCAUGUGGUAAGAAAUAUUCACAGAUGAGAAAAAUACUGUCAUUUCUUCCCCUCACUGUACGACUCCGUGCUCUUACUGUGAACCUGCUUGCAUUCCAUGGAGACAGGCUGCAAAAUCACUCACUUCUUAUCAUGUGCUUCAUGCGUCUCUAGCUCAUAUUUCAGAUAUGGAGUGAAGAAUGUGUGAAAACUAACCUCUUGAACGUAACACGUUGGUUUCUUGUCCUGAUGGACUGCGACAUGAAAUUCUGUCUAUGUCUAUGUCUAUGUAUUCUGUAUAAUGUACAAUAGUUUGUGGAAACACUGGUGUUCUGGUAUCUUUUUUUGUUGUUGUUGCAUUGCUUCAUCUGUAUUUCGCUGCUUUCCUGUCGUCAUAAACUGCAUAAUAAAAGUCAUUUAAUCAGC